Neoarius graeffei (lesser salmon catfish) is the source of this 1685-nucleotide messenger RNA. Its product is annotated as cilia- and flagella-associated protein 45-like. The record is from RefSeq and is a predicted model, not a curated record. Lineage: Eukaryota; Metazoa; Chordata; Actinopteri; Siluriformes; Ariidae. The transcript is spliced from 12 exons. The coding region runs from base 60 to 1685 and encodes 541 amino acids.
UAGCUGCUGCCUCUUAACCAUUGAAUCGCUGGUGUUUUGUAUGAAAUCUGCAGAGAAUUAUGCCUCAGAGCAGGACUUCAUUAUCCACACAGCCGUCCAGUAACAGUGCUCACACGCGCCGCUAUCGGACACGUGCCCAGACUUCCCAAGUGGAUGAAACUCUUUUUGGAACAGUCAAACAGUCUGCAUGUGAAGUUAAGAACCUUGUUAAAGAUGAAACCAAGUCUCGCUGUGCUUCAGCCCCCGAGCCACGAAAGCCUGAUACAAUCCGUCUCAUCACCAAGGACCUCAUCAGGGACCUCAGAAUCCCCAACAAGGACCCAUCUGGACAGUCUGUCAUCCUCCACCAGGCUGAAAUUGAGCACAUCAUGGCGAAUGCUCAUGUGCUCCCAAAAGAGGAAAGAGAAGCGACACUGGAGACCCAGCGCAAAGCUUGGGAAGAGGCCAUGGAUGCUGCUGAGGAACGGAAGAGGCUCAUGCAGCAAGCAGACUUGUCCCGUCGGAAGAACCAAGCCCUUAGUGAGCUGGAUGUGGAGACUCGGGAUCGUGCUCAGUACUUACUGGAGAGAGCAAACAUCCUGAGAACGGAGCAAGAAGAUGAGGUCAAGAAGCUUAACGAGCUGAUUCUGAGAGCGCAGUGCCACGCGGUGAGGGACGCUCAAAUUCAGGAGAAGAAGCAGAUUCUGUCUGAGUUGCAGGAGGAGGAGCGUAGGCUGGAUGCCAUGAUGGAAGUGGAACGUCGGCGGGCCCUUGAGAUUCAGGAACAGAUCGACGAGCUCCGCAAAAAUCAGAGGAUUCAGGGGAAGAUGUGCAUCCUGAAACAGAUUGAGGAGCGUCAGGAGGAACGCAUGCUGCAGGAUGAGCUGAAGGAACAGGAAGGGCAGAAGAUGCUGGAGAACCUGGAGAAGUUACAAAUGGAGGAGAUGGAGGCGAUGGAAAAGAGGAAAGCAGAGCAAAAAAGGCUUCAGCUGGAAAUUCUGAAAAUCAAUGAGCAAAAUCUGCUUGCCAAGGAGUGCAGGAAAGAAGAGGAGAGGAUGGCUGACCUUCAUGCUCUGGAACAUACACGCAAGAAACUGGAGCGAGAUGCGGAGUAUGAGGCUGAACAGAGACGAAUAAAGAAAGAGAAGGAGAAAGAAGUGGCACGACUGAGAGCACUACAGGAAAGAGAACGAGACUAUAAAGCUGAACAGGAUGCGCUCAGGGCUCGUAGGAACCAGGAGGCUGCUGAAAGGGAAUGGAGAAGGAAAGAAAAAGAGCAGACAAAGAAAAAGCUGGAGGAGGAGGAGAGAUUGAAGGCUGCUCGUCUUGACCAAAUCACCCAUAAAGAGCGGAUGCUGGCUAUUGAAGCUGGACGAGAGAGGGCUGAGUUUGAGAGGGUUCUGAGGGUCCAGCAGGAGCUCAUCGAACGGGAGAAGGAGAAGGAAAAACAGCAUCAGAAGCGGGCCCUGCGCCAUGCUGAGGGGAUCCGACAGCAGGUUCGGGAGCGGGAGGCUCAGGCCAUCACCCAGAGGCGAGAGCGGUUCCUUGAAGGAGAAAAGCUGGAUGAAGAAGCACGUCUCCAUCGAGCAUAUCUGGACAAGAUUAAACAGAAGAAGCUGAAGGAGUUGAAGAUGGCUGGUCUUCCAGAGAAAUACUGCCGUGAGGUGGAGCGGAAGAUUCAUACCUUACCCCCUCUGGUGCGUUGA